AACAACCACCGGUAAGCGAAGUGGGCCUCGCACUCCCGGGUUAGCAGCCGUAGCCAGAUCCGUUGAAAGGAGUGCAGAGAGGUCUCAUUGAGCUCCCGAACAGACCUGACGUAGAUCCGGAAGUGGCCCGCGCCAUCUCAACUAUGAGGGGAUACCCGUAGGCGGCGGGAGCGAGGAGCCAAUAAAGCUCCGCAACCAGAAGUGUCUUCUGGGAGGUGUCGCACCCGGAAGUGUGGCACCUCCCCGGCCGCACCCGGAAGUGUGAUGCCACCGCCGCUACGGGGAAGUAAUGGUAUCCGGCCAAUUGAGAUUCGGGGUUAAAACAGGUGGAUGUGCAGAUGGAGGCCGGAGGAGACACUGCUGCCCCGGCCCCCGGGGGCGCGGAGGACUUGGAGGACACGCAGUUCCCCAGUGAGGAAACUAGAGAAGGUAGAGGGGCUCACGCGGUCCUGCCGGAUCCCGAAGACGAGGGCCUGGAGGAAACAGGAUCCAAGGACAAGAACCAGCCACCCAGCCCAUCACCACCGCCCCAGUCAGAGGCCCCGUCAAGCACCUGUCAGCUCUGGAGUCCUGCAGCCCCUGAGAAUAGUCCCACACGUAGCCCUGAGAGUAGCUCUGGAGGCCAGGGCGGGGACCCCAGUGAUGAGGAGUGGCGCAGCCAGCGGAAGCAUGUGUUUGUGCUGAGUGAGGCUGGCAAGCCCAUCUACUCGCGGUACGGUAGUGUGGAGGCGCUGUCGGCUACCAUGGGUGUAAUGACCGCCCUGGUGUCCUUUGUGCAGAGUGCAGGAGAUGCCAUCCGCGCCAUCUACGCUGGUGAGCAAACAGAGGACCACAAGCUGGUGUUCCUACAACAGGGCCCACUGUUGCUCGUGGCCAUGUCACGGACUUCUCAGUCAGCAGCCCAGCUGCGGGGGGAGCUGCUAGCUGUACACGCACAGAUCGUGAGCACACUUACACGUGCAAGUGUCGCCCGCAUCUUCGCACACAAGCAGAACUAUGACCUCCGCCGCCUGCUGGCUGGCUCAGAGCGCACACUGGACCGACUUCUGGACAGUGUGGAGCAGGACCCAGGAGCCCUGCUCCUGGGUGCCGUGCGCUGUGUGCCCCUUGCCCGCCCGCUGAGAGACGCACUGGGUGCACUCCUCCGACGUUGCACGGCGCCUGGCCUGGCGCUGUCAGUGCUGGCAGUAGGCGGUCGACUGAUAACAGCAGCCCAGGAGCGGAAUGUGCUGGCUGAGUGCCGGCUGGACCCAGCUGACCUGCAGUUGCUGCUCGACUGGGUGGGUGCACCAGCCUUUGCGGCGGGUGAGGCUUGGGCACCCGUGUGCCUGCCCCGCUUCAACCCUGAUGGUUUUUUCUAUGCCUACGUGGCCCGCCUGGAUGCUAUGCCCGUCUGUCUGCUGCUGCUUGGCACCCAACGUGAAGCCUUCCAUGCCAUGGCCGCCUGCCGGCGCCUGGUCGAAGAUGGGAUGCAUGCCCUCGGUGCCAUGCGUGCCCUUGGGGAGGCUGCCAGCUUCUCUAAUGCCUCAUCAACCAGUGCUCCUGCCUACAGCGUGCAGGCUGUGGGGGCGCCAGGCCUCCGGCACUUCUUGUAUAAGCCGCUGGACAUCCCUGACCACCACCGCCAACUGCCCCAGUUUACCAGCCCUGAGCUAGAGGCCCCCUACAGCAGAGAGGAGGAGCGGCAGCGGCUGUCGGACCUGUACCACCGCCUGCAUGCUCGUCUCCACAGCACCUCCCGACCCCUGCGCCUCAUUUACCACGUGGCUGAGAAGGAGACGCUGCUGGCCUGGGUGACCUCCAAAUUCGAGCUCUAUACCUGCCUCAGCCCUCUGGUGACCAAGGCAGGUGCAAUCUUGGUAGUGACCAAACUCCUGCGCUGGGUGAAGAAAGAGGAGGACCGGCUCUUCAUUCGUUACCCACCCAAGUACUCCACACCACCAGCCGCCUCUACGGACCAAGCGGCCCAUAAUGGCUUGUUCACUGGACUCUGAUAGUGGAGCUCCCAGACCAGGCAGUGCUGGGAGCAAUCACCUUUGUUUUUUACCUUCUGUCCACCCUGGAAAUGUGGGUCGGGGUGUGUCCGUGGCCAGUCAUUGUCUUCCCUAAGCAAUGGGGCAAGAUCUGAGGGCCCGCCGACGAGAGAGAUGGUGGCAGCUGCCAGACGAGCAGGCUGCUUUCCCCACCCGGUCAUGCACCUUCCCCUCUGGGAAAAUCUUUAAGCCUCCCUCUCCCUUCCCUCUGUCUCAUCUCCUCCACUUGGAUGAUGCUCUAGCCUCUGUCAGGGACUGUCCCCUCCAAACUUGCUUCAGGGGUCUGCCUCCUCAGUUGAAUCUCAGCCCUGAAUGUCCAGAUCUGGCCUUAAAUCUGGUCUCUAGGGUGGCCCACAGGGGUGCUGGAAUUGGCACUUCAGAGCCAGGCUAUGCUUGGAACUGGCCUGAGGGUAUUUUAAAGAAAAAAACUACAUAAAAGCCCUAAAAGACCCACAAGGAUAUUCCUUUGCCCUUCUUGUACUUUUCUUCAUCUUUACCCUUCCAGAAAUGAUCCCCCCUCAAUGCUGGCUGCUGCUAACAUUAAUGAGAAGGUGGCCUCCAGUGUCCACCUGUGGAACCCAGGACACAGCACCUGACUGCACACAGUGGCUGAAAUCCAGCAUUUUUACAUAGGAAAUGCACUUGGCUUCUAAGCCGCAUUUUACUCAUCUGUGAAACAGAAAUAAGUAACCCUCUCUCAUGAACUCUGAUGAAGAUGUGUAAACGAAAACAGAGUCAAACUAUUGUGUACCACCACAUAGCACAUGCACGUCUGUCCCAGACUUUGACAACCUGCACAAGACAAGCGGCCUAAAGCAGGAGAGACCUCCCUAGGGUUUUGUAUGUGUGCACACUACCCUCACUCCCCAACCAGCCAUUACUCUAGUUCUGCCCUUGUUUGUGGAGUUACAGCCUCAAGGUUGUAGCAUGCGUGCUGACAGUCAGGGCCGCUGUGUGUUCGCGCCUGCCCAGUGCUGACUCGCGAUUCAACCGCUGGCGUAACCGCGGGCUGCACGCAUGCGCGCCGAAAAGCCUUUCACCCUCACGUGGUUUCUUUUUUAACCAGUCGUCAAGCAAGGCUUGCGCGCAGGCCCCGCGUUGGAAAAUGGCGGGGAAGCUGAAACCUCUGAGUGUGGAGGCGCCGGAAGCCGCCAAGGAGGCUGAAGGUAGUGAGGGCAAGUGGGCUGCACUCCCUUCUCUCCAACCAGGGCAGAAAGGAGGGAGGAGGAUUCAUCCCAUUACAAUAAUGAAAUAAUGAUACUCUAAUUUUUUUUUAAUAAAACGUUAAGCCUUUUGUUAUUGAAGAAAAACAAUUUUUAACCAUUCAGCAGAGUGGAGAUAAAUUAACAGGCAUAUUCUUAUCACCGAGAUUAACUUUUGUCAACUCUAGCGUAUACGUUGUUGAACGUAAACAACACGUAGUUCAGUACGAAAGUCUUCAAACAAAAGUGGGGCGGUGUGGAUGUUCUCGUAAAAAUCACCGUGCUGCAGCCACCCCUUAUUAACAGUAAUUCCCAGUGUCGCCAUUUCACACCUAACACAUAUGACACUUUGAUGGACUCUUAAACCUCCUAAUCGAACAUGGCCUCCCCCACAGCCUCUUUUCUCCAGGGUAUUGACUUGAAUGACAGGCAAAGGAGGGUGGAGGGGUGUCGGCCUAGACACUACUGGAAAUUGUAUUCCAUCCAAAAGAAAAAAAAUCCCAGGCCGGGCACAGAGGCUCACGCCUGUAAUCCCAGCACUUUGGAAGGCCGAGGUGGGCGGAUCACAAGGUCAGGAGUUCGAGGCCAGCCUGACCAACAUGGUGAAACCCUGUCUCUACUAAAAAACUAUAUAUACAUGUAUUUAUGUAUGUGUGUGUGUGUGUGUGUGUAUAUAUAUAUAUAUAUACUAAUUAGCCGGGUGUGGUGUUGUGGGCCUGUAAUCGCACCUGCUCCGGAAGCUGAGGCAGGAGAAUCGCUUGAACCCAGGAGGUGGAGGUUGCACUGAGCCGAGAUCAUGUCACUGCACUCCAGCCUGGGUGACAGAGUGAGACUCCAUCUCAAAAGAAAAAAUUCUCCCUUGGCCGGGCUUGGUGGCUUAUGCCUGUAAUCCCAGCACUUUGGAAGGCCAAGGCGGGUGGGUCACCUCAGGUCAGGAGUUUGAGACCAGCCUGGCCAGCAUGGUGAAACCUCGUCUCUACUAAAAAUACAAAAAUUGUCUGGGUGUGGUGGCAGGCGCCUGUAGUCCCAGCUACUGAGGAGGCUGAGGCAGGAGAAUUGCUUGAACCCGGGAGGCAGAGGUUACAAUGAGCUGACAUUGCGCCACUGCACUCCAGUGAGGACGACAGAGUAAGCAAAAAAAAAAACAGAAAACAAAAAAAAAAUCUCCCAAGGCAGUAAUGCAUUUGUAUGCCACUAGCAUUUUUCUUGUUAUAGAAAUAUUCAAAGUGUACCAACGUAGAGAAAAUAGCUUUAAACAAAGCCCAUGUGUACCCAUCAGUAUGCUUUAACUGUUGUCACCUUUCUGCCCCACUUUUAUCUGUCUCGAACACUCCUUUCUGCACACUCUUUAAACCACUGUAUUAAUAAACACAUUAGACUGCAUCCUGCCAGACCUACCCAUACAGACAUCACAGUAAUGAUUAUUGCUUAUUGCCUGACCUAGGAUGUGAGCUCCAUGAGAACAGAGACUGUUUACCUCUCGCUCCCCUGCACCUAAAACAAUGCCUGCUUGGUGUAAAGUAAGUGCUCAGUAAUUUUUUAAUGUGUGACUAAUGAAAUAACUUCAAGAGCAGAGAACUCUUUUAGAUUAGAGGCACAUACUAAGUGCCAGCAUUCAACAAAAGACAGAUGGAAAUAACACGGAUGCAAAUAGAUCUCAUUUAUUAACUGUGUAAUGCAGCUGCCACUGCAAUUUAAAGAAUAUUUUAGUAUCAAUCUUUCAAAUUCCUCAAAAUUUAAGUUAUGACUAACUUCACCAGCAAAGGAAAAACUGAAGGAUGUAUGAAGUUGCCGUUUCUAGCCCAUCAAAUUGGCUUUAUAAAGGGAAGAAUAGUAUCUGGUAUUGACGACCUUGUAGAGAAAGAGGACUUUUCCUGCCUCAGGGAAGAGAGCUGACUCAAAGUAAAGACUUUGCUAGAGGCAGUUUGGCAGAGUAUUUUUAGCAUCUAAAAUGCUCUUCCACUUCUGCAGUGACCAUGCUAUGUAAUCAAAGGAGAAUACGUAAGUGUAUGGACCAGGAAUGGUCACUGGAGUGUUGAUGUAGGCACAACACAAGAAAUAGUGACAGAAAUGGCUAAGUCUAGGUUUGUGUGUGCAUGCUGUGGAGUGUCUCUGUGGUGGGUUUUCUUUUAAGAGGCAGAAAAAAAAUUCUAAUUUAAGUGUAUUAAAAUUCAAUUAUAAGCUGAUAGGAUUAUUAUUGACACACAAGGAGCUCCAAAAGAGAUCUUAUUUAUAUUAGAGACAAGCCAGUUGGGAUUGAAACAAAAAUGGAGGGGGGUAUAGCCCUGUGUAUGUUGCACAGAAAAAGUGUCUGAAUGGUAAAGGCCUAAGUGAUAACUCUGGACAAGGGAUUUGGAUUUUGGGAGUAGUGCAGAGGUAGAGGCAUUUUUGUGAUUUAUUGUUCUAUUUUUCUUUUAGAAAAAUGUAAGUAGUCAUAUAUAAUUUUAAAAUAUAAGGGAGAAGAGGCAAAAUUUUGAAUGGCAACUGAGGAUCCUAUGUUCAUAUUGGAUCAGUAUUAACAUCCAGGUUUUGAUUGUUGUACUGUGGUUACCUGGUAGAUUCCCUUUGUAUAUAAGAAAUAGACACUGGAAAAGUAAGGAGUAAUGGGCCAAGAUGUCUGCAACUUAUUGUUCAGAAUCACUCUCAAAUGGGGAAUCUGAUAUAAGGGCAAAAUGGGAGCACUGUGGCCUAUUUUUACAACUUUUGUGUACAUCUGAAAUUAUUUCAAAAUAAAAUGUUUAAAAGGGU
Symphalangus syndactylus (siamang) is the source of this 5983-nucleotide messenger RNA. It is a transcript of the gene MON1B, whose product is annotated as MON1 vesicular trafficking associated B. NCBI's taxonomy places the organism in Eukaryota, Metazoa, Chordata, Mammalia, Primates, Hylobatidae. Gene Ontology annotation, biological process: protein targeting to vacuole; vesicle-mediated transport. Gene Ontology annotation, cellular component: Mon1-Ccz1 complex. The record is from RefSeq and is a predicted model, not a curated record.